AUGGCGACAGCAUCGCAGCCAAUCAGCUGCCCGCCAGCGAGCGGAGCGGCGCGCAUGGUGCGGGUGUCGUCGACGGAGAAGAUGGACUUCGCGCCGCACCUGCGCGACGUGUCGCAGUUCUCCUCCACGCCCACCUCGCGCCUAGCCGGCACGCCGCCGUCGCGUGGCGAGUCGCUGGGAGACUCCCAAGGCGUGGCGGCGCGCGCGUUCUUCAACUUCGGCAAGCCGGCGCUGCCCGACGUGGUGGAGGCGGGCGACCCCGUGCUGCACGAGCCCGCGCGCCCCGUGCCCGCCACCGACAUUGGCAGUCCAGAGAUAGAGAAGAUCAUCAACGACAUGGUGGCAGUCAUGCGCGCAGCGCCAGGUGUCGGCCUCGCAGCCAACCAAAUCGGCCACCCUCUGCAGAUCAUCGUGCUGGAGGACACGGUGGAGCUGAUGAAGGCGUGCGACCCCGACGAGGUGAAGCUGCAGGAGCGCCAACCCUUCAACCUGCUGGUGAUAAUCAACCCCGUGAUCAAGCCAGUGGGCGACACCAAGGCCCGCUUCUUUGAAGGCUGCCUCAGUGUGAAUGGGUACCGGGGCAUGGUGGAGCGGUACAGAGAGGUUGAGGUGUCAGGGCUGGCACGGGAUGGCAAGCCCAUCACGGUGCAUGCGACGGGCUGGCAGGCCCGGAUCCUGCAGGUGAGAGGAGGCCCGGAUCCUGCAGUCAGGCUGGGUACUGCUAGGGAGCAGAGGGAGAGGGAAGAUGAGGUGAGUGAAAGGCGGCUGAAAGCUCUGGCACUGACUGACCUGUGUGCUGCCUGCACUGGUGGUGGCAGGCAAGGGGGGGUGCAGCAGGGAACUGAGGGGUUGAUGUGA
Closterium sp. Naga37s-1 is the source of this 858-nucleotide messenger RNA. Lineage: Eukaryota; Viridiplantae; Streptophyta; Zygnematophyceae; Desmidiales; Closteriaceae. The record is from the annotation of a GenBank genome assembly.